Molecule: messenger RNA, 1235 nt
Organism: Solanum dulcamara
Lineage: Eukaryota; Viridiplantae; Streptophyta; Magnoliopsida; Solanales; Solanaceae
Product: probable membrane-associated kinase regulator 6
Exons: 1
Coding region: 196-1086 (296 amino acids)
Source: RefSeq, a predicted model, not a curated record
CUCACGUGAGUCCGUCUAUCCUCAGCCAAGCAUUUAUUUUUAUACAAAUUUAACUUACAUACUCGGAGAGUUUAAAGAAUUUUAAUAGCAAGUGCCAGUGUAUUUUAAUCAGCUAUAGCGGGGUAACCUGUAAACUCUUUAUAUAAGCAUCUCAUUUCCCUUUUCCUUUCUUCACAUAUUAUAGUACUAUUCACCAUGGAAAAUUCCCAACCACCUCUUGCCGCAGAGAGUUUUUCAUAUAGCUGGUUGUUGAACAGAAAACCUCCAAUUGAUGGCCUAACAGAAUCCCCUAGACACUCUUAUAGUAAUGAUGAUCAUGAUGAUGAGGAGGAAGAUACGAAGUUUAUCGCUUAUUCGAAAAGAUUUCUAGAAGAAGCCCAAAACUUCAACUUUGAUGUUCAUCCUGUUUCUGAAUCUGUUCAUGCUGAUGAAAUCUUCUCUGAUGGACACAUCAUGCCUCGAUAUCUUGAUAGAUCAAAAAUUGAAUCUUUUCGCGAAGCCUUCAAUGAUUUCAACACAAAUUCAAUAGUACCAUCAAGUAGUACUCCUCCUACACCAAUCUCCAAACUUUCUGAUUCUACAACUAGUCAAGCUGAAUUUCUUGAGAAAUGGAGGAAAUUUUCGCGCAGAGUUUUGGUUAAGUGGUUCGGAUUCAUCAGGCCAAUUUCCAAAAGGCUAUCAAGUUCAAGAAAAAGUACUUCAAAAGUUGAUGAUCUUCAAAGAAAAGUAAGUGAAUUUCAAAGCUGCAAGACUACUGAUUCUUCAUUUCAGGGAUCUCCUCCUCGUCUAAUAUUGAAAUCUUAUUCUGUUGUCGAUUGGGCUGUAAAUGGUGACGAUCAAAGAAGUAGUAGUACUAGUAGUAGAGUUAAGAGUUUGAGAAAGGUGAAAAGCUGGAGCAGUAUUAAAUCACCACAGGCUUAUAAUUCCCCUAUAAAAAGUCCAUCCUAUGAUCAUUCUAAUGAUGUUUGGCGCGAUAUGGAGAACGCGGUUUCUGAUGCAAUUCUUCACUGUAAAAGAUCAUUUGGUAUGUCAACAGAGCCUGAUAUAGAUCUUGAUGAUCUUUUUGUCCAGAAGAAGCAACACUAGCUGUUUAAUUUCAUCCUUAAAUUCUCUUCUCAGAUGUAUAUUUAGAUUUUUGUCUCUUCAUACAAAUAAUCUAUCAUGUAUCACUCAGAUUCAAUAUUUUGUACAUUCCGAGGUGAAAAAAAAAGUUUCUAUUACGACUUAUUUAACUG